This is a messenger RNA of Ambispora gerdemannii, 6345 nucleotides long. The record is from the annotation of a GenBank genome assembly. NCBI's taxonomy places the organism in Eukaryota, Fungi, Glomeromycota, Glomeromycetes, Archaeosporales, Ambisporaceae.
AUGGUAUCUGUCGUCGAACUUGAAGAAACUAAACAAGAACAACAACACGAGCAAUAUAGAGAUAAUUGUAGUGCUAGUGACGACUUUCAUCAAAGUAGUGACACCAGCCACAACACUAUUAACCUUGAAGAAGAAAUUAAUCUUGAAGAAAUUGAUCUUUUAAAAGAAGCUGAAGAAAACCAUAGCUUUUAUACCACCUCUUUCAAUACCAUCAAAAACAUCAACAACGAUGAUCUCUCCAGCGAUAACGAAAACGAAAAUACUUCUUGGGCUGAAUCUAUUCCCUCUAAACAAGCUCUCUAUAAUCCUGAAUACGAAAAAGAUUCCUGCGGUGUUGGUUUUAUUGUCCAUAUCAAAGGUGCUCCUUCGCACAAAAUUCUCAGUGACGCAAAAAGUGUUCUCUGCAACAUGACUCACCGAGGUGCUGUGGGUGCAGAUGCAAGAGAUGGUGACGGUGCCGGUGUAAUGACCGGAAUUCCGCACGAACUUUUCCAAAUUGAAACAUCAAGGAUUGACAUUGAUUUGCCACAACAAGGCCACUACGCCGUCGGUAACGUGUUCCUGAAACCGGAACCUGCCGUGAUGGAAGAAAGCAAACAAAUUUUUGAACAGGUUGCGGAAAAUUUGCACUUGCGAGUUCUUGGAUGGCGUGAAGUUCCCAAAGAUAAUACCAUUCUCGGGCCUGCUGCUAAAUCACGUGAACCAAUCAUUUUGCAACCGUUUGUUACUCUCGCAAAUCCUUCAAAAGAAUUUGACGAGACCUUUUUUGAACGACAGCUUUAUAUUUUGAGGAAGCAAGCCACCCAUACAAUUACCGUGAAGAAAUGGUUUUACAUUUGUUCUCUGUCUAAUAAAAAUAUCAUUUAUAAGGGUCAACUUUCUCCUGUGCAAGUCUAUAAUUACUUUCAUGAUUUGAACAAUGUACUCUAUAAGACGCAUUUUGCGUUAGUACACUCGCGAUUCUCGACUAAUACUUUUCCUUCUUGGGAUCGCGCUCAACCGAUGAGAUGGUGUGCUCACAAUGGUGAAAUAAACACAUUACGAGGCAACAAAAAUUGGAUGCGUGCCCGCGAAGGUAUUAUGAAAUCAGUCCUAUUUGACCAUGAACUCGAUCUAUUAUAUCCAAUCAUCGAAGAAGGGGGAUCCGAUUCUGCCGCUUUCGACAACGUGCUAGAAUUACUUGUGAUCAAUCGUGUCGUCUCGUUACCCGAAGCGGUAAUGAUUAUGAUUCCGGAAGCAUGGCAAAAUAAUCAAUAUAUGGAGCCAGAAAAACGCGCAUUUUAUAAGUGGGCUGCGUGUUUAAUGGAACCUUGGGAUGGCCCUGCUUUAUUCACAUUCUCGGAUGGUCGUUAUUGUGGUGCAAGUUUGGAUCGUAAUGGUUUAAGACCUUGUCGAUUCUAUAUUACCACUGAUGAUAUGAUGAUUUGUGCAUCAGAAGUUGGUACUACUUAUAUUGAACCAGAACGUGUAGUACAGAAAGGACGUUUGCAACCAGGAAAAAUGUUGUUGGUCGAUACCGAAGAAGGUCGUGUUGUCGAUGACAAAGAACUGAAAUUAUCGGUCUCUUCCCGUGCAAAUUUCCAAGCUUGGAUUGAUCGACAAAUGAUUACGCUUGAUGAUAUUGUUAGCAAAAUCAAAGCUACUGGUAAUGGCAUUUCAGUCAGCUUGGAUGCGACAACUAUUGCCGAAGAUCCAAGAUUAAAAGUUUUUGGAUAUACAGUUGAACAAUUGAAUCUUUUAAUGUUACCAAUGAUUAAUGAAGGAAAAGAGGCACUUGGAUCCAUGGGCAAUGAUGCACCUUUAUCAUGUUUAUCAAGUCAACCUCGUCUUAUUUAUGAUUAUUUUAGACAACUUUUCGCUCAAGUCACAAAUCCCCCAAUUGAUCCCAUUCGUGAAGAAAUUGUCAUGUCUUUGGAAUGUUAUGUUGGACCUGAAGGAAAUAUUUUGGAAGUCAAUGAACAGCAAACACACAAAUUAUUAUUAAGAUCUCCGGUUCUUUCAAUAGACGAAUUAAAUGCAAUCAAACGUAUAGAACGUGUGCAACCUGACUGGAAUGUAGCCACCAUCGACAUUACCUUCCCUAAACAAGAAGGUGUACCCGGAUAUCUUUUAGCCUUGGAACGCGUGUGCGCCGAAGUUUCACAAGCUAUUCAAGAAGGAUUCAAAGUGGUUGUACUUUCAGAUACCGCCACCAAUGCCGAAAGAGUCGCCAUCUCUUCGUUAAUUGCUGUCGGUGGUGUUCACCAUUAUUUAGUUCGUAGCAAACAACGGUCAAAGAUUGCAUUGAUGAUUGAAACCGCGGAGGCUCGUGAAGUUCAUCAUAUUUGUGUUCUUUUGGGUUAUGGCGCAGAUGCAGUCUGUCCUUAUUUGGUAAUGGAAGCGAUUUUGAAAUUGAAGCGUGAAAACGCGAUAAAGAGCGAUCUUUCGGGCGAUAAAAUCAUUGCCAAUUACAAAAAAGCUAUCAAUAAUGGUAUUUUGAAGGUCAUGUCAAAGAUGGGAAUUUCUACCUUACAGAGUUAUAAGGGUGCACAAAUUUUCGAAGCUUUGGGAAUCGAUGAAAGUGUGAUUGCACGUUGUUUUGCAGGCACUGCAAGCAGAAUAAAAGGCACCACAUUUGAUCUUUUGGCAUUGGACGCAUUUGCAUUCCACGAACAAGGUUUUCCCUCACGUGACACAAUCCUUCCACCCGGUCUUCCCGAAUCCGGUGAAUAUCAUUGGCGUGAUGGUGGCGAAGCACAUAUCAACGACCCAGUCGGUAUUGCAGAUCUUCAAGACGCUGUUCGUUCAAAGAAUCAAAAAUCAUAUGACUCCUAUGCCCGUAAUGCAUUCGAGCAAAUCAAAAAUUGUACUCUUCGUGGUCUUUUGGAAUUUGACUUCGAGAAUUCAAAGCCUAUUCCGAUUGACCAGGUCGAACCUUGGACUAAUAUUGUGAAACGAUUUUGUACUGGAGCAAUGUCUUAUGGUUCGAUAUCUAUUGAAUCGCAUUCUGCGCUCGCUAUUGCGAUGAAUCGGUUGGGUGGUAAAUCGAAUACUGGAGAAGGAGGCGAGGAUUCUGAAAGAUCCAUCAUAUUAGAAAACGGUGAUACCAUGAGAUCAGCAAUUAAGCAAGUUGCAUCAGGUCGUUUCGGUGUCACAGCAUAUUACUUAUCAGACUCUGAUGAGUUACAAAUUAAAAUGGCGCAAGGUGCUAAACCUGGAGAAGGAGGUGAAUUACCUGGUCAUAAAGUAUCAGAAGCUAUCGGCAAGACGCGUAAAUCAACACCAGGAGUCGGUUUAAUCUCGCCGCCACCUCAUCAUGACAUUUACUCAAUUGAAGAUUUGAAACAACUUAUUUAUGAUCUGAAAUGCUCAAAUCCACGUGCUCGUGUCUCAGUUAAAUUAGUUUCGGAAGUUGGUGUUGGCAUUGUUGCAUCGGGAGUUGCCAAAGCCAAAGCUGAUCAUAUUCUAAUUUCUGGACAUGACGGUGGCACUGGUGCAUCUCGAUGGACUAGUAUCAAAUACGCUGGCUUACCUUGGGAACUUGGUCUCGCCGAAACACAUCAAACUCUUGUACUAAAUGAUCUUCGUGGUCGUGUAGUAGUGCAAACUGAUGGACAAAUAAGAACUGGACGUGAUGUUGCCAUUGCCUGUUUAUUAGGAGCUGAAGAAUGGGGAUUUGCUACUACCCCAUUAAUCGCCAUGGGAUGUAUCAUGAUGCGAAAAUGUCAUUUGAAUACUUGCCCUGUGGGAAUUGCCACACAAGAUACUGAACUUCGCAAGAAAUUCGAGGGAACACCAGAAAAUGUUAUUAAUUUCUUCUAUUAUGUCGCCGAAGAAUGUCGUCAAAUCAUGGCGAAACUUGGGUUCCGCUCUAUUAAUGAAAUGGUCGGUCGUUCAGAUCGAUUAAAGGUUAACGAUUCUCUACGUAACCCCAAAACCGAAAAUAUCGACUUAACCCCAAUUCUUACUCCUGCUUUUACUUUACGUCCAAACGUUGCAACAUACAACAUACGAAAACAAGAUCACAAGCUUUAUGUUCGUCUUGACAAUAGACUCAUUGAUGAAUCCGAAGAUGCGCUAUCCAAAAAAUUACCUGUAAAAAUUGACUGUGAAGUAGUGAACACAGAUCGUGCCCUUGGUACCACACUAUCUUAUCACGUUUCCCGUCGUUGUGGAGAAAAUGGUCUCCCCGAUGAUACUAUUCACGUGAAUCUUAAAGGUUCCGCCGGACAAUCCUUUGGUGCAUUCUUGGCACCCGGUAUUACUCUCGAAUUGGAGGGAGAUGCAAACGAUUACGUCGGAAAAGGUCUUUCCGGAGGCCGUCUUAUUGUUUAUCCACCCAAAGUUUCUAAGUUUAAAUCUGAAGAAAAUAUUAUUGUUGGAAAUGUUUGUUUAUAUGGUGCAACCGCUGGCCAAGCUUUCUUUCGAGGAAUUGCAGCCGAACGUUUCUGUGUACGUAAUUCUGGAGCUACUGCUGUAGUUGAAGGUGUUGGUGAUCAUGGUUGUGAAUAUAUGACAGGAGGUCGUGUAGUUGUACUCGGACAAACUGGCCGUAACUUUGCAGCUGGCAUGAGUGGUGGAAUAGCCUACGUUUUAGAUGUUACACAAGAUUUCAAGAAUAAAUGUAAUAUGGAGAUGGUUGACCUGGAAACAGUCAACGAUGCAAAGGAAGUUGCUUUCUUACGUGGUCUCAUCGAAGAUUAUCGUCAUUAUACUGGCUCUGACUUGGCCGAUCAAAUUUCUGCCAAACCCGCCGAACCAUCUCUAGUGGACAUAGAAGACGCGAUGGUCGAUGAAGAAGCAGCAAAGAAACGAACUGAAACCCUCGACAAAGUUCGUGGCUUUAUGAAAUACAAACGACGCGGUGACAAUUAUCGUAACCCAUCGAAACGUGCAAAAGACUGGAACGAAAUUAAUGCGCGGUUAUCCGAUGCUAGUCUUAAAGAACAAGCGGCUCGCUGUAUGGAUUGCGGUGUACCUUUCUGUCAAUCAGACAGUGGAUGUCCUAUUGGAAAUAUUAUUCCUAAAUGGAAUGAUCUCGUGUUUAAAGAUCAAUGGAAGGACGCAUUGAAUCGCCUUAUGAUGACUAAUAAUUUCCCAGAAUUCACCGGUCGUGUUUGUCCUGCUCCUUGUGAAGGUGCAUGUGUAUUGGGUAUUAAUGAAUUACCUGUCAGUAUAAAAUCUAUUGAAUGUGCAAUUAUCGAUAAAGGUUUCGAAAUGGGAUGGAUUGCUCCACAACCGCCCGCUAUUAGAACUGGUAAAAAGGUUGCGAUCAUUGGAUCAGGUCCAGCUGGUUUAUCGGCUGCUGAUCAACUAAAUAAAGCCGGACAUACUGUUACUGUAUACGAUCGUAAUGACCGAUUCGGUGGUCUAUUAAUGUACGGCAUUCCAAAUAUGAAAUUAGACAAAAAGAUUGUCCAGCGGAGAAUUGAUCUUCUCGCUGCAGAAGGCAUCAAAUUUGUUGCUAAUGCUCACGUUGGAGUGAAUGUAGACGCUAACAAAAUACGUAAAGAAAAUAACGCAUUAAUUCUGGCUACUGGAGCUACAUGGCCGCGUGAUCUAAAAGUUCCUAAUAGAAAUUUGGAUGGUAUACAUUUUGCAAUGGAAUUCUUACAACUAAAUACGCAGAGUCUUUUAGACUCUAAUUUGGAAAAUGGAAAAUAUCUGAGUGCAAAGGAUAAGAAUGUAAUUGUAAUUGGAGGAGGCGACACUGGUACUGACUGUAUAGGAACAUCAUUGCGUCAUGGUGCAAAAUCUAUAGUUAAUUUUGAGUUGCUACCCGCACCUCCAGCAACUAGAGCCUUAGAUAAUCCAUGGCCACAAUUCCCUCGAGUAUUCAAAGUAGACUACGGCCACGCCGAAGUCCAAAUGAAAUUCGGCAAAGAUCCCCGUGAAUUCUGUAUACUAACAAAAGAAUUCGUAUCCAACGGCAAUGGUCACGUCACAGGUCUAAACACUAUUCGUGUUGAAUGGUCAAAAGACAAUGCUGGUCGAUGGACAAUGAAAGAAAUUCCCGGCUCAGAACAAUUUUUCGCUGCCGAUUUAGUGCUAUUAGCCAUGGGAUUUUUGGGCCCCGAAGAUAAACUAAUACAUAGCCUUGGACUAAAAACUGAUGCACGAACAAACAUUGAAACUCCAAACGGCAAGUAUUCUACCGUCGUUCCAGGGGUGUUUGCCGCUGGUGAUUGUCGCCGCGGACAAAGUUUAAUUGUGUGGGGAAUUAAUGAGGGACGUCAAGCUGCACGAGAAGUGGAUCAGCAUUUGAUGGGUGAUACUAAUCUUCCAGUGUCGGGUGGUAUAAAGCAACGCACUCUCGAAUCCCUGUCAAAUCAAUAUCAUCAUGGACUUGUUCUUGUUGCCAAUUAA